Messenger RNA from Caenorhabditis angaria, 369 nucleotides. NCBI's taxonomy places the organism in Eukaryota, Metazoa, Nematoda, Chromadorea, Rhabditida, Rhabditidae. The record is from the annotation of a GenBank genome assembly.
AUGUCGACUUCCACUGCAAUCUUCACAUUUUUCCUAGUCAUUUCUCUCGUCUCCGCCAAUAUUCGAUAUCGCCGUAAUUCAUAUGGUGAUGAAUUGGUGACACCAUCUGGCGGAGGUGCCCCACCACCACCACAAUAUAUUUCCGAAGUUGCUGCGGCUACAGUCGCACCGCAAGGUGGAGGAGCACAGACUGGAAUUAUGUCAUCUGGUUAUCGAGCAAAAAGAGAUGCUCAAAAUGGAUAUGGUGAUGAAUCAGUUACACCAUCUGCUGGUGAAUCAAGUCAUCCUGUUAUGGCUGUUGAAAGUUCGGCAGUUCAUGUUGAUCAAGCUGGAGGAUCGUCAAGUAGUGUACAUUCUAGUGGUUAUUGA